Messenger RNA from Strongylus vulgaris, 252 nucleotides. NCBI's taxonomy places the organism in Eukaryota, Metazoa, Nematoda, Chromadorea, Rhabditida, Strongylidae. The record is from the annotation of a GenBank genome assembly.
AUGAGAGUUUUCGUCGCGUGCUUGGAUGCGAUCGUUUCGUGUCGUGAUGUGUGUCGCUUUACAGCAGGAGCCAUCCUUACGGUCAAACGACGACGUGAUGACUUCGUCGCAAAUAUCCCGCAUGACGACCAGCCACUCCUCGUCAGGUCUGAAGUCGAAGUUGAUGAAUGCGCUCGGUUUCAAUCAGUAAUCACUCCGGGUCCGCUCGCCGGUCGCACGGGUUACUGUUUCCUGUCUCGCUUCUGUGCCUGA